AUGCUUGAUCCCAUUGAAGAUGGCUUUAUUGUUGGAAAACAUUUUACGCCCCGGAUCGCCGCCCCUAACCAGCGUCGUCGGCGAAAAACGAUCGCAUUUGGUAAUGAGGAAAACACUCCUCCAACGGCUGUCUCGAUGGACGUAACAAACUAUCACCCUUUGAAGGAGCGAAGGAUAACGCAACAAGGCAGCACCAUUUGCUCUGUGAAGGAUAUGGAUGUUUCAAGCACAACCAUGCAGGCCGCUUCCCGAGACGAAGUAGCGAAAUUAAGCAGUUACGGUACGACGAUGAACGUUUCUGGAGCAUCAUCCAGUGUGUCAGCGGGUACGCUUCACCGCCGUACCUUAUUUAUUCCCUCCGUCGAGGGAGCAAUGGAUGCAAGAAACUCCGCAGGUAUGACUAGCUGCCACGAGGUGUCCUCUAUCAUGUCUGAAAGACAGCGUACGUUCUGUACGCCGGGAAAUUCCACCCCAAUCGACCCCCUGGAGGUUAGCGAAACCCCACCGGAUAUGUCCGGCGUGGAAACUCGCUCUCAUUUAACGCAUGCCGAUGGCAGUAGCAUCGCAAAUCGUCCCAAUCCCGUUUCUAGCUCCACGCCACAAUCGCUCGUUAGCAACGGCGGUGACCGUCGAAAAACGCUUUUAGAGCAGUACAACGACACGCUAACCUUCAGCUCGACACGUGCCCCAAACAUCCGGCGGCGUACCGUGUUCGACAUCACCAUGGACAUAAUGGACCACCGGUUGUCGGAGAUUAAUCGCCAGGCGGCGGCAGCACGAGCGGAGGGCCAACAAACGCCAGCAAGAAACACUGCAGCACCAGCCACCCAACAGCAGGAUAACCCGGGGCUGCAAUCUCCACCACCGCUGGCAGUCCAAACAUCACUCGACACGUACUACCGGAAGUCCGCGAAGUCAUGCGAGAAAUCGGCAACAUCCAGCGUGGCGAUCGAAGCACCGAAAAAACGAAAACUUUUCAACAUACAACCGACGGGAACGGAUUCACCGAUAGCUGAGGUGCGUCAGAUUGCGGCAGUGACUCCCAAAACGGCAUCCAAACGUCGCUCCUUGGCACCGGUAGUAGCCGAGGGUUCAAAAAGCAUCACGGCAUCAGCGAAAAAGCGCCGAACGACAGGCAUUUUCGAAUCGCCAGCCCAGCAAAGGGUGCAGGGAUCGAGUAAAAGCCUUUUCCCCAUCGGUAGGGGUCUGCCAACGAUGGUUUCGCAGCGACCGCAACCACGGCAAUAUUUAGCUACGACCAAUCUUCAUAGUGAGCAGAAUGCGUUCGUGCAGGAGGCGAUUGCCUCGCUAAAUGGUUUCCUUGUGGAGCCCAACGUCACGGACAACACCACGCACCUGGUAACGCUUGAGACGCGUCGUACGAUAAACCUUCUCCGGGCACUGAUACGCGGCCUGUGGAUUGUCCGGUACGAGUGGAUCGUCGACUCUUACCGGGCCGGUUGCUGGCUGCCAGAAGAGUCCUUCGAAUUAAGGGAUUUCUCCGUAGCCGUGCAGAUCAAUCGCAGUGAGCGUCAAGCCUUCGGUAGUUGCUAUCGCAACGAGCUAUUUGGUGACUACGGUCCGUUUUGGGUAUCGCCGGGUUGCACCGUACCGGAAUUGCAGCUUCGCGAGCUGGUGUUGCUGUGUCGCGGCAAAAUUACGCGGAAUCGAACGCAGGCUAGGUUCAUUGUCGUAGAACCAAACGAUCCAGCACUGGAUGACGUGGAUGGUGCGCCAAACGAACAGCUAUACGUUACUCCUCUUUGGAUUCUGGAUAGUAUUACCAUCAAUAGGGUUAAGAAGCUCUCUAGAAAGUAUCGCCUACGAUAG
This is a messenger RNA of Anopheles nili, 1830 nucleotides long. Its product is annotated as mediator of DNA damage checkpoint protein 1-like. Gene Ontology annotation, biological process: mitotic cell cycle. The coding region runs from base 1 to 1830 and encodes 609 amino acids. The record is from RefSeq and is a predicted model, not a curated record. NCBI's taxonomy places the organism in Eukaryota, Metazoa, Arthropoda, Insecta, Diptera, Culicidae. The transcript has 3 exons.